CAUGCGCGCUCUGCAGAGGACGUUGUUAUCCUCUUAUCCCCAUCCGCACAAACAUUCACAAAUAUCCAGCGGUGGAUUUAUUCUUCACACAUCCUGCAGGUGAAGAUGUCCUCCUGUGUCCUGCUCACUGCCCUCUUUGCUCUUCCUCUUGCUGUGGGUUGGGUCGUUCUGGGUGAAAGAGAGGAAGCCCAGAUGGUUUGUUCCGGGAGGGAAUUUCGUCUGCCUGUGUACUCAACAUCCAGAACGGUGACUUUUACACCAGACCAUGACGGGCCGAGGCGCGUCCUGCUGGACAAAACAACUGUAAAGGAGCCGCGGUUUGAGUGGACCAGAGAUAAGAUGCUUGUCCUCAGAGAAGUGGCUCAUGAUGAUCAGGGACUUUACGCCAUCAAACUAGCUUCUGGAUUCACGUACGAGACUGUUCAUUUGACUGUUUCAGAAUGCAUUAAGUCCUACCACAGAAACUAUGGGGAGAACUUUGAGCACAGCAUUCCUGAGAAUGGCUCUCUACUGGAGUUUUCUCCCCGGGGUGCUCCACCUGAGGCCAUGCCAGUUGUGCUGUGGAACCGGACAAACCCUGAGACCAGCGAAGUGGGCCGGGGCCGGCUGCUGAGGAACGGGAAGGUCUGGGUGGCUGAGAGAGUGACGCAAGCAGACCAAGGCAACUACACUGUGCGAGACGGCAGGGGGAAGGUCCUGUCCCGCAGCACCCUCACUGUCCGCGGGCACUCCUUCAAUGUCACCCGCUUCACCAAGGAGUCUCUAAACCUGCCCCUCUUUCUUCCUGUCCUUCAUGCCCAUCUCAUAUUCACCCCCACCCGAUACCCUGAUGAAUCCUCCCUGGGCCCCUUUGACCCCAAGCCCCCCCGUGGCCCUGUGCAGCUGAUCCGUGAGGGCCAUAUAACGGACCAUGACAUGCGCUACAGGGGCCUCAUCUCUCUGGGCAGAAACGGCACCGUCAACGAGGUCGUUAUCGGGAGGCUGACCUCAAGGCAUGAUGGGGUGUACGAAAUCAGAGAUGGAGAUGGCAACCUGGUGUCUUCCACCUGGUUGCAGGUGAUUGAAAAGGGAGGCAGAUGGCGAGCACUCCUCAAAUCUAUCACUGUCCCUUCUGGGAUGUUUGUGUCACUGGCUGGUUUCAUCCUGUUCAUGAAGCGAUACCCAAACUGCAGCCUUUCGCAGAUCAUCACCGGCCUCAGAGCAAACCGCACGCCACCAACAAACCCGCCAAGGGUCAACAUCCAGGACUACAGCCAGCCCAGCCCUCAGCCCUCAGGAUACUACAGUCACUCUCAGCAGCCUGGAACACCAAGAAAAUGGACCCCGAGAGCCAGUCCUACUCAUAGCAGUUACAGUCCAGUUAGGGUGGGAACUCCGAGAGCUGAGAACCAGGAAGCAAGAAGAUUAUCCGCCAGGAGCUCCCCUCACCAUAAUGCAGCUACUGAGCAGGACCAAUCUCAGAACCAUGAAGAGGAGAGAAGGAUUUCCUUUUCCAUGCCUGGGGCUUCAGACUGCCUCCACUCUUCUGAGGACUGUGUUCAAUUCCAGAUCAAGAAGGAUGGAGAUAAACAAAAGUGGAGCAAAUCACAAGGAUACUUUUCCGAGCUGCCACUAGACACGGACACCUCUGAAAGCUGCAGUGUUUACACCUCAGAGAAACUGAACUUCUUAUAAAACGGAAAGAGUUGGAGCUGAGGGAAGAAGUCAUGAAGAAAACUACAGUACUGGAUUCUCAUGUGGAGAAAUCUGUUUUGGAAAAGAAUGACCUCACCUGUGCCUUUUGCAUCCUAGCCUAGUUUAAAUAGUUUGGUAUCAAUAUUGCAUGUAAUUUUUCCAUGUACAUUUCUGAAGCAUAUGUUGAGCAUUAGCCUUUCUGUCUCAUAUUACACAUUUCUUGACACUGUUGAUGAUGCAUCUGAAAUCUCCUGCUGUUACCUACCUCCAGACCCUCAGGACCAGAAAGAUCUGCACUGUAUUUGCCGAGUGUUGGUACGAGUGUGUUUGUGAUGUGAUCUCUAGGGCUAUGUAGAAAUUAGAGUUGUGAUACAGAUGUUUGCAAAAGGGAAUUCUUCAGUACUGUACAGUAAUAUGGAGUUAGUUGACCUGUUUUUCUCCAUCCAUCAUGUUACCAAUCUCUUAAUGCAACAAUUAAUCAUCAAGUUAAGUGUCUGCUCUGCUGUUCGGUGAUAUUUUGCAAUGAUAUUGUGUAUUUGCCCUUGAGGUACUUGUAGUGAUAUCUAUGUGAAAUGUAACAUGUUCCACCAAAUAUUGCAAUAGCCUAUUAAUCUAUGAAUAUUGUGUACAGGAUAAUAUCUUAUCACCUAAUCUUUCAAGUGACAAAAGAAGUUGGGCUAACCUUAAUUAUAACCCUUAAAGUAUUUUUGGACUAUUAAAAUGUAAUGUCUUAAAUAAUAAAAUAAAUAAAAUAUAUC
Centropristis striata (black sea bass) is the source of this 2432-nucleotide messenger RNA. RefSeq lists its product as uncharacterized. Bases 106 to 1674 code for a protein of 522 amino acids. Lineage: Eukaryota; Metazoa; Chordata; Actinopteri; Perciformes; Serranidae. The transcript has 11 exons. The record is from RefSeq and is a predicted model, not a curated record.